Messenger RNA from Cryptomeria japonica (Japanese cedar), 1326 nucleotides. RefSeq lists its product as uncharacterized. The record is from RefSeq and is a predicted model, not a curated record. NCBI's taxonomy places the organism in Eukaryota, Viridiplantae, Streptophyta, Pinopsida, Cupressales, Cupressaceae. Bases 174 to 1073 code for a protein of 299 amino acids. The transcript has a single exon.
CAAGUCGGCCUGUCUAGAAGAGAGAGCAAACACUAUUUACACAUACAAAAAGCUUUUCUCACAAAUUACUUGUAAAUCUAAAUCAUUAUAUCGUCGAAGGUUGCAGGAUCCUCUGUUUUGAUAGAGUCUAAUUUCACAAAAGAUACAAGUGCUGUAGUAUCUUACAAGAAGGAAUGGAAAAGAAUAUUUCAAACCCAUUUCUCCUCCAAGACCAAACUGUACACCCUGCUCAGAUUCAGCUUCCAGAAGAGCUGAGGAAGAAAGUUGUAAAUUUGCAAUGUGAAUCUAUGGAAGGUAUCUGCAAUGUUUAUCUUGUUGGAACAUGUCAUAUCUCUACACAAUCUUGCAAGGAUGUUGAAGAAAUCAUUGGCUUCUUGAAACCAGAUGUCGUAUUCCUAGAGUUGUGUGAAAGAAGGGCUUACUGCUUGAAUCCUCGAGACCCUCGGGUUACAAGGGUACCCAGAUUUACUGAUGUUAUGGUUGCUUUGUGGAUGAGUAACUAUUCUAAUGCUGUUUCAACUCUUCGAUGUUUGGUUAUGAGAAAACGUGGAGAAAAACUUGGAGUUGUUCCUUGUUCUGAGUUCCAAAGUGCAUACAGAGAAGCAAAGAAAUAUUGUGGUAAGGUUGUAUUGGGUGACAGACCUGCUCAGAUAACAUGGCAAAGGACAUGGUCAAAGAUGAGCUUCUGGUAUAAAACCAAGCUUUUUUUCACCUCUCUAUUACAGUUAGCUACCAUGUCCUUAGUAUCAGUAGAUGUGGAUGCAAAUACUGCAAAUUAUAAUCAAGUUUUAGAAAGGAAAUUUCCGAGUAUGGCAGAAACAUACAUUUAUGAGAGGGACUUGUAUAUGGCCUCUAGAUUGUUUGAAGUUGCAAAGGAAUGUAAAUCAGUUGUAGCAGUUGUGGGCAAGGGCCAUGUUGAAGGCAUUGAGAAAAAUUGGAAGAAACCCAUUGCUAUAGAAUCUUUAAUGGAAGUUAAGGCUGCAACAUGCUCAUCAGAUCUGAAGCUUUGGACUAUACUUGCUUUUGCUGCUGUUGAAAUUGCGAUUUUCUCUAUUUUAUGGUUGAAGCAUUGAGAAUAAUAAGGUGGGCACUUGAUUUGAUGUGUGCAUAGACUUUAUUCUAUUAUUUCACUUAUUGUUCUGAUUCAAAUGGUUUAUCAAGCAUUUGGUCUGAUGUUAAUGCCAUUUCUUUGGGUGUGAAUGUUGAAAAUUAUUUAAAUAUUUUAGAAUCAUCAGGCUAGAUCACAGCCACUGUUUGAAAAUUUAGUUAUUUGAUGCUAUAAUUGUCAUUGCAACUAGAUAAUGGAGUUUCCAAGCUUAAAAUCUA